Molecule: messenger RNA, 2473 nt
Organism: Epinephelus lanceolatus (giant grouper)
Lineage: Eukaryota; Metazoa; Chordata; Actinopteri; Perciformes; Serranidae
Gene: rpap3
Product: RNA polymerase II associated protein 3
Cellular component (GO): protein folding chaperone complex
Molecular function (GO): protein binding
Source: RefSeq, a predicted model, not a curated record
CGCCUUGCGCAUGCUCAGCAGCGCAAAGGCUGCCGGUACUCAGCUGUCAUGGCUCCCAACGUAAACAGAAAGCUACCAAUACCGACACUUUAAUUUGUCGUAUUCAGCCAAAUUAACUGCAGCUACAUUUUAACUGUGACUAUCAGCCGGAGAAAGAAGUGCUGUCAGGUACUCUACAAGGUUCAAGUAGCUCCAGAGUCACUUAUUCAUUUAUUUUAUUUGCUUUAAAUGUUUUGUAUCUUUGCUAGCUAGCUGUUAGCCGCAAAAGCAUGACGGCGUGAUUCUCCUGUUUCCUCUUGGCUGCGACACCGACUUCAAGACCACAACCACAGCAACACGUGUUGAGAUAUCCUCCAAAACAAAUGUCUGUUUCACAGGGAGUAACAUGUCCGGGGGAAACAAAGCCAUCGAGCUACAGCUCCAGAUGCGGCAAAACGCGGAGGACCUGCACGGCUUCAUGAGGGAGCUGGAGAGCUGGGAGACGGAUAUCAAGAAGAAGGAUGAGGAGCUGAGGACGGGAGGACUUCAGGAGGUCCAGAAGAAGCUCCCACCUGUGCGCAACAAAGACUACAAAACAAAGAUGAGGGAGAGGAAGAAGAAGAAGAAGGAACCAACAGGAAACGGUGACGCAAAGGCAGAGGAGCCCAAGGAGGCUCCAAGGAUAAAAGGAUACGACUACAGAUCAUGGGACAAGUUUGACGUGGACAAGGCUCUGGCAGAGAUGGAUAAGGAGGAGAGUCCUGCAGAGUCUAAUGAGUCCGACUCUGAGGAAGCAGGAGCUGAUCGGGAGAAAGCGCUGGCUGAGAAAGAACAGGGUAACACGUUUUUCAAAGAAGGGAAGUACGACGACGCCGUUGAGUGUUACACCAGAGGGAUGGGUGCAGAUCCUUACAACCCUGUGCUUCCCACAAACAGAGCCACCGCCUUCUUCAGACUCAAAAAGUAUGCUGUGGCAGAGUCCGACUGCAACCUGGCGAUCGCUCUGGACAGCAACUACUUCAAAGCGUACGCACGAAGAGGAGCAGCACGGUUUGCGCUGAAGAAAUAUGAGUCUGCAUUAGAAGAUUACGAAAUGGUUCUGAAGCUCGACCCCGGGAACACAGAGGCACAGAAUGAAGUGAAGAAAAUCAGAGAGACUCUCGGAAAUCAGGCACCAGCUGUCCUGAGUGACGCCCCGCAGCCACAGGAGGCUCAAACAGUGGACCCUGAGCAGCAGAGACUGAUGGAGGAGCAGCAGAGACGACAGGAGGCGGCUGUACAAAAAGACAGAGGUAACGCUUAUUUCAAAGAGGGGAAGUAUGAAGCGGCCGUGGAGUGCUACAGCAGAGGAAUGGAGGCUGACAGCAUGAAUGUCCUGCUGCCCGCCAACAGAGCCAUGGCCUUCCUCAAGCUGGAGAAGUACAAGGAGGCAGAGGAGGACUGCACCAAAGCCAUUUCUCUGGACAGCACCUACUCCAAGGCUUUUGCCCGUCGUGCCACGGCCAGAGUGGCUCUAGGGAAAGUGGAGGAGGCCAAACAAGAUUUUCAGGAGGUGUUGAAACUGGAGCCAGGGAACAAGCAGGCCUUGAAUGAGCUCCAGAAACUCCAAAUUGAUGUGGCUUCCAGCGGCCUUCUUCAAACACCAGACAGCACACAGAGGAGAACCGUUCAGCCGAUAGACAAACCGACACAUCUGCAGUCAACUAAACCUCUGCGGAGAAUUGAAAUUGAGGAAGUGAGUGGAAAGGUGACGGUGUCUGAGGUGGAGUCAGUCGGGUCCAAGUCCUUCAUCCAGGAGGUGGUGAGGGAGGCCGAGGAUGAAUCCUCUCCACUGUCGACAUCACCCAGUGCCAAGAUGAUCAAGAUUGAGGAGAUAGCAGAAGUUCCUACACCCUCGUCUGAGCAAGAGACCAAACAACUGGAGCAGAAGGAAAUCGCUCAUGCUCCUGUACCUGUACCUGUACCUGCACCGUCAGCCAGCACCUCCCCGACAGUAACAGACCUGCCUCCUCCACCUACCAACAGCUUCCAGCUGGAGUCUGACCUCCGCAAGAUCAGAAACCAGCCCGAAGUGAUUUACAGAUAUCUGAGGCAAAUCAAACCUGAGGCAUAUGCAAACAUUUUCCACAAUUCCCUAGAACCUGACAUUCUCAAUCAGAUCCUGAGGACGCUGCAUGCUUUCUAUAUCAAGAAUGAAACCCCGUCCAUCACGCUGGAGAUCCUCAGGAGUCUGGCAAGUGUGAGGCGCUUCGACAUGGCUGUCAUGUUCCUAUCGUCCCAGGAGAAGAAAGUGCUCAAAGAACUGUUUGACUUCCUUCACCGAGCUGAGCUGGACGAAUCAUCUGUCACAGCCUUACAGAGGAAAUACGGUGUGUGACGCCGCACGUUCUAAAGACUUUUCAUCUCAACACAAAGUGCUACAUUAUUUUCAAAGCCAAUAAAGCAUUGUAGUUAUAUUCUAAUGCAGAAUAAAUUAUCAUUUAAUUCACUUUAA